This is a messenger RNA of Clonostachys byssicola, 186 nucleotides long. The record is from the annotation of a GenBank genome assembly. NCBI's taxonomy places the organism in Eukaryota, Fungi, Ascomycota, Sordariomycetes, Hypocreales, Bionectriaceae.
AUGAUCAACAGCUACAGCCUCGAGCAGGAUCAGCAGCUGCAGCAACCGGCAGGUCAGUCGGACCCCUCCCUGAUAUCGCUAGCCGUGAUCCAGAUGAAGGCAAUCAACAGCCGUAUUAUGCACGAGAAUAGGGUACAAGUGGUCGCCUUCCGAGAACUUGCAUACAUCUCUUCUCUUCUUCUUUAG